AAUCAAUCAAAAUCAGAGAUAGAAGAGAAGAUGAACCCUGCAUCCGCAAUGAAAGCUACUGGAGUUUUGGUUCUGCUUGCCAUUCUAACAAUCGCUUAUGCGAAGAAGUCAGAUGAUGUGACAGAGUUGCAGAUUGGUGUCAAGUUCAAGCCUAAGACCUGCGAUGUUAAGGCUCACAAAGGGGACAAGAUCAAGGUCCACUACCGGGGAAAGUUAACAGAUGGAACUGUGUUUGAUUCAAGUUUUGAGAGAGGUGACCCUAUUGAGUUUGAGCUUGGAACUGGUCGAGUCAUUCAAGGAUGGGACCAGGGUCUACUUGGAGCUUGUGUAGGUGAGAAGAGAAAGCUCAAAAUACCAUCUAAACUUGGUUAUGGUGACAACGGCUCACCACCCAAAAUUCCCGGUGGGGCGACGUUGAUAUUCGACACCGAGCUUGUUGCUGUGAACGGGAAAACAUCCAGCGAAGGAAAAACGAAGAGUGAGCUUUGAUUGCAUCCAUCUUCUGCUUAUUUUCUUUUCUCUCAUUUGAAUGUGAACUGUUUUAAGUAAUCGUCGUCAGCAUUUGAAUCUCAAACAUGGUAGGGAACAGAGUCGUUUACUUUUUCUCUAGUUGAAGACAAUAAUGUUUUCAUUCAGUUAGUUAUGUUUGGUCAUUGGCAUUUUACCCAUAACCCAUACAUAAAAACCCAACUGGAUCUGAUGCGAAAAAACAGACCAAAGGUCUAUAGACUUUUACAUGGAUCCAAAACUUCUCUAUUUAAAUGAUCCGGAUCCCAGGCUUAAUUAUGUUGGCCGUUCUGAAAAUUUCAGC
Messenger RNA from Eruca vesicaria subsp. sativa (arugula), 811 nucleotides. Lineage: Eukaryota; Viridiplantae; Streptophyta; Magnoliopsida; Brassicales; Brassicaceae. The record is from the annotation of a GenBank genome assembly.